AUUUUUCUGUUGUGGUCAGCUGACCUGCAGCUCCGCUCUGUCACAUGACUUCAUCCGCUUCCUCUGUUUCUUUUCCACAGACUCAGCUGAACUCUCUCUGGAGCAGUCGUCUGAAGCCGAGCGGACGGAUGAGCGGCUUCGUCUCCACUGAAACAGAAACAUGCCGUCCAACAGAUCAGUGUCCGACGCUCCCAUCACUCAGUUCAUCAACUGCAGGAUCCUGAGAGACCACAGGCUGCAGAGAGAGGACCUGUGGGUGCGUGAAGGGAGGAUUUUAGAUCCAGAGAAGUUGUUCUUUGAUGAGCAGGGCUACGCCGACAAACGUGUGGACUGUGAAGGCAGCAUCAUCGCGCCGGGCUUUAUAGACGUCCAGAUCAAUGGAGGAUUCGGCAUCGACUUCUCUCAGGCCUCGGACGACGUCAGCGCUGGAGUUUCUUUUGUGGCUAAAAAGAUCCUGGAGCACGGCGUCACGUCCUUCUGUCCCACUCUGGUCACGUCUCCUCCUGCUGUUUAUCACAAGGUGUUGCCUCAGGUCAAAGUUCACGGUGGAGGACCACAUGGAGCAGGAGUUCUUGGUUUUCACCUGGAGGGUCCGUUCAUCAGCCUGGAGAAGAAGGGAGCUCACCCGGAGCAGUAUCUGCGGACCUUUCGGUGCGGGGGGGUCGAGGACCUGAUUGAGGUCUACGGCAGCCUGGACAACGUCGCCAUGGUGACGCUGGCUCCCGAGCUGGUCCGGCAGCCAAUCGUCCUGUUCGGUCUCAUGCUCCGCCUCCUGUCUCCUCCUGCAGGUCACUCAGUGGCCAACCUGUCUCAGGCCGAGGACGCCGUUCAGACCGGAGCCUCCUUCAUCACUCACCUCUUCAACGCCAUGCUGCCUUUCCACCACCGGGACCCUGGCAUAGUGGGUCUGCUGACCAGUGAUCAGGUCCCUGCAGGGAGGACCGUCUACUACGGGAUGAUCGCUGACGGGAUCCACACCAACCCUGCAGCUCUGCGCAUCGCCCACAGAGCUCACCCCUCAGGUUUGGUGCUGGUGACGGAUGCGAUCGCAGCGAUGGGUCUUCCUCCCGGUCGUCACACUCUGGGUCAGCAGGUCAUCGAGAUCCAGGGUCUCCACGCUUACGUGGCAGGCACUAAGACUCUGAGCGGCAGCAUAGCCACCAUGGAUAUGUGUGUGCGACACUUCAAACAGGCUUCAGGCUGCAGCGUGGAGGAAGCUCUGGAAGCCGCCUCGCUCCACCCGGCUCAGCUUCUGGGCCUCGGCCACAGGAAAGGAAACCUGGACUACGGCUCAGACGCAGACCUCGUUUUGCUCGACGACGCCCUCGAUGUCAAAGCCACCUACAUCUCUGGAGAGGAGGUUUGGAGAAAAGGACCAUAGAAGAAGAAGGAGCGGCCGUGCUGAUGGUGCCUUCAGGGGACGCUGUUUCCCACAGAGACACGGAUCUGUUGAAUGUUUUAAUUCAUCAGAGACACAGCAGAGGCUUCGUCUGCUGCUGCACAUCCUCCUCCUGCACUCACAGGAUCAAUCGUUAACACUGAGAGGUCAGAGGUCAAAUCCUGCCUCAGCUCUGUGUCAAUAAGUUCAGUUUAUGUUCAGUUCAGGCUGAAAGUUGAGUCAGUUCAAGUUCCCGCUCCAGCAGAGCAGUGGGACCACAGGUAAUUUAUCUGGUUAGAGAAAUCUGCCUUUGUUCUUGACAUAAUGAGAUGAAUUCAUUCGGUUAUCUCCAGAUAAUGAUGUCUGCUGUGGUCCAACAGUUUCCUGUUUGACUUUCAUUUAAUGUUUUUUGAUCAACAGAGAGAAGAAAAUUUAAAGUGACUGAAAUGAAGGACAAAUGUAAAAGACGAGAUCCAUGUGUGAGUGUUAAGUCUGUCCAGCUCAGUGUGGACGUUACAGAUGCAUCAGGUUCAGACAGUUCUCUGUUUUCUGCUUCAUCAUUUAUUCACAUCAGUCUUUUGUAUUUUCUACUUAAAGUCGAUCACUCUGUAAACAGACGUUUUCACCACUUUUACACUUUCUCUGUCUGUAAUUAUCAAAAAAGCCUCAUUAAAUCCACUGAAUCAGAGUGUGUCAGAUGUCCUGUACAGGCCACCGUACAGAGGAUAAACCUGCAGGUAGACCACCCUCAGGACAGACCUGUGUUUGGAUCUGGUCCUGAAUCUGACUCGUUUCACUCUGAGCUGAACGUUGAAUAAAUGAUUCACAGGUUUUCUUCACCUGUUUGAUUUGAACCAUGUUUCAUAGCUGUGAUUUAAAGGGAAACAUUUUGGUAUUAAAUGAAAUUUAAAUCCA
Lates calcarifer (barramundi perch) is the source of this 2293-nucleotide messenger RNA. It is a transcript of the gene amdhd2, whose product is annotated as amidohydrolase domain containing 2. Gene Ontology annotation, biological process: N-acetylglucosamine catabolic process. Gene Ontology annotation, molecular function: N-acetylglucosamine-6-phosphate deacetylase activity. Lineage: Eukaryota; Metazoa; Chordata; Actinopteri; Centropomidae. The transcript is spliced from 13 exons. The record is from RefSeq and is a predicted model, not a curated record. Bases 161 to 1381 code for a protein of 406 amino acids.